This is a messenger RNA of Erpetoichthys calabaricus (reedfish), 1115 nucleotides long. It is a transcript of the gene folr, whose product is annotated as folate receptor. NCBI's taxonomy places the organism in Eukaryota, Metazoa, Chordata, Cladistia, Polypteriformes, Polypteridae. The record is from RefSeq and is a predicted model, not a curated record. Gene Ontology annotation, molecular function: signaling receptor activity. The coding region runs from base 182 to 922 and encodes 246 amino acids. Gene Ontology annotation, cellular component: external side of plasma membrane. The transcript has 5 exons.
UAACUGCAGUAACUAGAGGACAGCUGGUUUCUUCUUGGUCAUAUUGGACUGAAUAAGCAGUUUUUUGUUAUCUGUCCAAUUAGAAAUUUAAACUGCUUGGCAUUUUAAUUGACUUGAAGGUAUAUAAAGAAAAUCUCAGUCUAACUGUAACUUUUAAUCCUGUGCUUAGAAAGUCUGCAAGAUGCUGAAAGCCAUUUUUUUGUCUUUGGUGGUGGCUUCUAUGGCAGUUAAAGAUGAUGUUUUGAAUGUUUGUAUGGAGGGAAAACAUCACAAAAAACAACCUGGAGUAGAAGGAGACUUGCAUAAGCAGUGUGAACCAUGGAAAGACUGGGCAUGCUGCACAGUGAACACCAGCACUGAAGCACACAAAGACGAAUCAUACCUUUAUAAUUUCAACUGGAAUCACUGUGGCAUGAUGACAGAGAAGUGUAAAAGGCAUUUCAUUCAGGACACCUGCUUUUAUGAGUGUUCUCCAAAUCUAGGACCUUGGAUACAGAAGGCAGACGCGUCAUGGAGAAAUGAGCGCAUCAUAGAUGUGCCUUUGUGCAAGGAGGACUGCGAAGAGUGGUGGAAUGACUGCCAAAAUGACCUAACUUGCAAAGAAAACUGGCACAAGGGCUGGAACUGGACAUCAGGUAUUAACAAAUGCCCAGUUGGAUAUCCCUGUCAAAAGUUUACAGAUGUUUUCCCUACUCCACAGAGUCUAUGUGAAAAGAUAUGGUCUGGAUCAUAUAAGCAUACUACCUAUAAAAGGGGCAGUGGACAGUGUUUACAAAUGUGGUUUGAAACUGGAAAGAAUCCCAAUCCAAAUGUUACAAAGUAUUAUGCAGAAAAAAUGGGGCUGCUUGGGGUUGCUUACACACCUAGAAUUUCUAUCUUUAUUCAUUUCUUCCUUGCCAGCCUAUCUUUGCUGUUAACUUGAAUAAAUUAUAUUUUUAAAUUUCCUCACGGAGUGAAAAAUAUGAUCAAUGCAAUUUUAUUUAAGGAAGUUUGCUUUAAUUGUAAAGUAUGUAUUAUGAAAUAUGAAAAGGGUUGUUGACAGAUUGUUUUGUAAUUUCUCCAAUUGAAGCCAGAGGCAAAACAACUGACAUUAAAGUUUGGGCUUGCCAAGGAAA